CAAAACGUUUCCUUUUCCACCAUAUUCCCUCGUGUUCCAAGACCGACAAAGGGCAUAACCAGUCAUGGCUGACCCAGAAAGCAACCCAACAACUGUUGAAGAGACUGACCCUGAUGUAGAGGAAGUAGAUGAAAUUGAGGAGGAAGAAGAUGAUGCUCCACCCAAUCAAACAGCUUUAGGACUGACCAGUCAGCUAAUGCAGAAUCCACAGGUUCUUGCAGCACUUCAGUCCAGAAUGGAUGGCAUAGUUGGUACACCUUCUGGAUAUAUUCAGAGUUUACCAAAGUCGGUCAAGAGAAGAAUAAAAGCACUGAAAAAACUACAGUUUGACUCUUCCAAAAUUGAAGGUGAUUUCUACAAAGAAGUUCAUGAAUUGGAAUGCAAAUAUGCUACCAAGUAUAUACCACUUUUCGAGAAGAGAUCUAAAGUUGUAACUGGGGGAAUAGAACCAACAGAUGAAGAAUGUGAUUGGCCAAGUGAUGAAGAGAAAGAAGAUGAAAAGGUGGCUCAACUUUCGGAUGAAGUGAAAAACAAAGCGAAAAUUGGAGAUGCAGAGAAGGCUGAUUCUGAAGAAAAGGAGAAAAAAGAAGAUAAUGAGGAAAAGCCAAAUGACAAACCAAAAUCAGAUGAAGGAGCUGACGUCAAAGGCAUUCCUAGCUUCUGGUUAACAGUGUUCAAAAAUGUAGAUAUGUUAUCUGAAAUGAUUCAGGAUCAUGAUGAGCCUAUAAUCAACCAUCUACAAGAUGUUAAAGUUAAAUUUUUAAAUGGGGAAGAAAUGGGUUUUACGUUAGAAUUCCAGUUUGAAUCAAACAAAUUUUUUAAUAACACAGUAUUGACAAAAACAUACACAAUGAGAUCAGAACCAGAUGAAGCAGAUCCAUUUUCAUUUGAAGGUCCAGAAAUAAUUAAGUGUAAAGGAUGUGAAAUAGAUUGGUGUAAAGGACAAAAUGUAACAGUAAAAACAGUAAAAAAGAAACAAAAACAUAAAGGACGAGGAACAACUAGGACAAUAACUAAAACCGUACAAAAUGAUUCAUUUUUCAAUUUCUUUAGUCCACCACAAGUUCCUGAAGAUGAAUCAGAAAUGGAUGAAGAUUUAGAAGCAUUAUUAGCAGCAGAUUUUGAAAUAGGACAUUUUAUAAGAGAGAGAAUAGUGCCUAGGGCUGUAUUAUAUUUUACUGGAGAGGCUUUAGAAAAUGAUGAUGAUCGCACCUGGUUGAUGAAGUUUGAUGAAGAAGAGGAGGAGGGUGAAGAGGAGGGAGAAUAUGAUGAGGAUGCAGACCCAGAUUUUAAUCCUCAGACUGCCGGAGGUAAACCAGAAGAGUGUAAACAACAAUGAAAAAGACAUUAGAACAACUUUUUAUCACCUCAUCUUAGUCAUUUUGUCAAAUUUUUAUUAUUUUUGUUUAAAAUUUUGACAUUAACCAUAUUCAUCUUUGUGUACACGACAAAGUAUGCAUCAGAUCCGGUCAUGUAUAGUAAUAAAUGCAUAAUACACUGAUGCAUUAGGAGGAAUUUUAUGCAUCUCAGAAAUAUUAAGGCAAAUUAAUUAACCAAUCAUUCUCAAUUUGUAUGGUAUUUCAGAAUUGUUGAAACCACAAGAUUUGGUACUGUACAAAUUAAAUAUUUGCCUUUAGCUUAUGGAGAAAUAUUUUUGAUACCCGGGUUUAUUUUUACCACUUGUUAAAUGCUGUAAUAAUCAUAUAGGUAAUAGAUUACAAGUUGAAGAACUUUAAUAAAAACCAGACCACCUUAGAACUGGAUUGGUUUACUGCUGCUCUUAAAAAGUGGUAGUUUUGAAUUCUGAAUUUACAUUAAAACCAUAUCUCCUUGGCAAAAGAAAGAACUACUAAGUUACUCAUGUAAAAGUUGCUAUGCAUGGCCAACAGAUGUAUUCUUAGCAUAUUUCCAUCAAUAUACAAGAGAUAAGGUAACUGUUCCAAACAUGUUAAAUGGCCAGGGAUACAUGAUCAUUGCUCUACCAUUUGUUUGUUGGUUUUUUUUAUGAAUUUGCUUUAUUUUGUUUGCUUGUUUGAAAGCUUCAUGAUUUUGCUUUUUAAACUGGCUGUAAAUCAAAUGUUUUGUCAUAAAAUAUAAGGAGGGAAUAUUUUUGUACACGUGAUAGAACAUCAGAUAAAUGCAUUUAGUUUUGAUGUGGUAUGUUUCAAUGCUUACAUAAGUACAAAAUACAUUCAAGAUGUACAACACAAAAAAAACCAUGAAAGAUUAAUAUUAAUUACUGUGAUGUUUAUCUUAAAAUAAUAUGGAUAGAUGUGUUAGUAUAAUUGUUUUACAAUCCUUUUCAUACAGCAACUUACGAUAGUGUUGUCUGUUUUGAGAUCUAUAAAUCUAAAAAAAAAAAAUUAUGAAAAAAAACCAGAUUUUUUAACUGUGUUGCUUAUUUUGGAGUGAAUUUUUUGCCCUGGUAAUUAAAAGGUUGCCCAGUAUGUCUAUUACUAUUAUUUUUAGAAUUCUGUAUAAGAUAAAUUUGUGAAAGAGUGAAUCAAUUGACCAUGAAAGCAACUUUUCAUGUGCUCUGUUUACAAUUUUUGUUGCAUUUUAAAAAUUAAGCAGUCAUCUUGGUCAAAUAAUUAUAAGUAUUUCAGUGAAUGUUAGCAAUAAUUGAACGGCUAUUGUGGUCAUGAAAGAUACCUUUCACUGUUUAUUUAAGACUGCAAAAUUAAUGUUAACCAUAGAAACAUAAUGGGCAACUUUUUUAUAAUUCACCAAAAAUUCUGACAAACUACUAAAAAAGGAUUGAAGAUCUGCAUACAAAAUUUUGACUUUUAAUAAUUAUCUUUGAAGAUUUUGUUCAACUCCAACAAACUAUAUGUGGUUUAUAUUCUUGCCAUGACAUUCUUAAGGCCAAACAAAGGUAAUUCCUAGAUUCCAAUUAUUGUUUUAUUUACCUUUCACAUUAAUAUAAACAUAAAUGAUAACUCAAUUAUAAGUAAACAAUUGUAAAUGGCUAAACAUUUAAAUGAACUGUAUGAUGAUGGUUACUAUAGAUUGGGGUUGGGGUCUAGUCUAAUGGUAUCUGGACUUACUAGAAUUGAUCAUAAAUAAUUUUGUAUCAUUAUGGACGGUAGAUUUUAAAGAAUGUUUUAUUAUUAAGGAUUGCCAUUUUUGUUCUGUUUAUCAUAUUGAUUGUUUUGUACUGUAGGCAUUUAAAAAAAUUAUGAAUCUCUUUAGGACAAGCUAUUUUGUAUUAAGAAUGACAUAAAAAUAAGAUAGUUUGACGUUGAAGUAAAGUGAGGAAAACUUAAAUUGAUCUUUUGAAUAAUUUGACAAAUGAAACCAAAAGGAAUAAAAUAUAUUUUGCUGACACUUUUUAUUUGUCUUACCUUCAACUAAAUAACAAGGUAUUGUAAUUUCCUAUUAGAAAAAUAAAACUUGUCCAAAGCCUCGGUUUCCUGACAGGAGAAUUAAAAGCAAGUCAAAAGUAUCAAGUAAUUUCCUGGUAGGACAUAGGUUAAACCUUUGAAAUUAAAACAUACUUGGUUGUUUUCUUUUCAACUAGUAUGUAGUCGAAAUAGGAGGAGCAUUUCAUAUUGGAUAUAGUUCUCCAAUAUUUCAUGAUUACAAAUGGCCUUCUUCAAUGUUGGGACUUCAUAGUACACGCGUAGAAAUGAUAAAAAGACUUGUACACAUAUAUAUCUGUGCACAGCCAAUUAACCAACAAUGCAGAAUUUGAAAACCAGAUAAUUACAUGGAUUAAUAUUAAUAGAAUGCAUAAUAUUCUGUAUAAAUGUAUGACAACUUUUUUUCCAAUCAUUUAAGUAGAAAGAAGUGGUGUUUCCAUAUAGUUUGCACACUUCAUGUCGCAUACAAGUCAUUCCAUUAAUAAAUCCAUUAACUUAAAUGUAAGAAAGAUUUUGAAUGGUUUAAAGGUUCCAUAGUUUAAACAUUACUGAACAAAGGCAGAUAGAUAGAUAUUAAAUUUUGAUCUUUUCAGUAUGAGUAUGUGUAUACAUUUUGAAGUGGGGAGGGGGAAUUGUUCUUCAAAGUAAAGAACUUUUACAAAUUAUCAGAGUUAAGAUAAAUGGUAUAUUACUGCAAAAUCGUGAAAAUUACAAGAUAAUUUUUGGAAGGGAUUACUCAAAGAGUGUCCUAUUCAUAGCCUUGUUCAUAGAAGUAACUAGUAUUCUUUAAUAAUUUUACUAUGACUAUUUUAUGUACUUGUUAUAUAAAAUAACAAAAUCCUUCACCUAGUUUUUAUCGUUAUGAAAGAUAACUUGUUAUAAAUGUACUUGUUCAUAUAUAUUAUUGUCAUCUUGUAACAUUAUUUGUACAGUGUAUAUAUUUUUGAAGGACUCCUUUCAAAUUUAAAUGUUUUUUUCAGGUAACCAUUUGUAAGUGCUUGUUAAUUUAUUUUUAAGCAACAUGACUCUUUGAAUAUAAAACUACUGUGGAUUUCAUUAUUUUUCGUGGCAUACCAAUUUUCUUUGUAUAGGAUAACCAGGAAUUUAAAUGUUUAAGGAAGUGUUUAUUUUUUCUAUGAUGCAGACUGGCAAAUCCACAAAACAAAUAUCCAUGAAAAUACAAUUUUUCCUCAAUCCAAAAAAAUUGGUAUCAUGAAAAUAAAUGAAUUCACAAUACGUACGGAUGGUGAAUCUUAAAUUUUAUCUACAAUUGUUGAAAGUUAUCUUGCUGCAGUUUAUUACAAAUAAAUGUACUGCUCAUGGGACUCGAUCUAAUUAAAAAACAAAAGGCCCAAAAAAAAGAAAGAAAAGAGAGGUUUUUGGGGCUGUAUUGAUGACAAAUUUUCCGCCAUGCAGAUUUCAGGUGUUAUAGUAUUUUCUAUUGUGGUGACGAUGGAUUGUUAGGCUCUUGUGAAAAUUUCAAUAUAAUGACAAUGUACUGUCUGUUGCUUCAAACUCCAUCCAUCUGUAAACCAAUUUUCUCCUAGUGGUUGAUACUAUUUAGAGGAUUACAAAACUUUUUUGUUAAAAACGUCAGCUGCUGAAAUACAAGUUGCACAAGGGGACUUACAAAAGUUCUUUUUUCACUUUUUUUUGUUUUAACAGCUGUAACUUUUUUAAAAAGCUUGCCCCUUUUACAAGAUAAUUGGUCAACAGAUUCAUGAUCAGUGAUGCAACAUGGUUGUUGUUUUACAUUGAAUUUGAAAUUUGAGAUUUGGUGCUUACAGAGCAGUGUUCAUUAGAUUGAUAAGGAUAAUAUUUUUUGUGAAAAGGAAUUGAGAUUUUAUUUGAUUGCAGUUGAUUGUUUUAAGAAAAUGCCUCGUGCUUAUUGUCUAGUCAAAAUUGCUUUGUCAGAUUGAGCCAGACAUUAAAUACAGAUUGAUGUUGACAUGAUGUAUUUCUUUGCUGGUUGAACAUAGCUGCGAGAAAAAAGUUACAUAUAAACAAUAAAAAAUCUUGGGUAUUAUAAUGUGAUUGUGAGCUAUUCAUGUUUGUAGCUUGUGUUAAAUCCUUGUAGACAUUUUACGAUGAUGUGAAAUGUUUAUUUGAAAAGAAUGAAGAUGAAAGUUUUGUACAAUUCAGAUAUAUGCAGUAAUUUUUAGAUAACUCUGUUUUGUACAAUUGCUUCUUUAAAAAAAGCAAAUUCAACUCUAUAAAGAUUAUUUUUUCCCCACUUCUAAUGGAAUCAAUAUAAAUUUAGGUCAUACCAAUUUGAUAUUCUGUUGACAAACUUUUAAUUUGGUAUGAAAUACAGAUUGAUAUGGCUUAUAAAAAUCUGAAAUAAGCUUGAAAGGAAUUAGUAAAAUAUUUUUACCUCGGAAAAAAGGUUGUAUUGCUCAAAUUUCAAAUGUGAACAUUUGUACAGGAAUCUCGGCUACCAAUUGCAUAAAUGAAAUAAGAGUUUAUCAGCACCAAAAGAAAGUUGGUAAAACCAUCAGUUCUUCAUAUACAUAAAAAAAUCAUACUUUAGAAAAUUCAAAUUGUUCUGAUCACAAUAUUUUCAUGUAGACAAGUGUUUGUUUCCUUUUAUGCAAAAUUCUCACAAAGAACAUUGUAUAACAAACACCAGCAGAUGUGCAGACUAGCUUUAUUAUCAAAUUUGUUGCUGAAUAACUGAAAACACAUAAAAACAUGGGUCUGAUUAAAAUUUAAAUUUCAUCCA
Messenger RNA from Mytilus californianus (California mussel), 6084 nucleotides. Its product is annotated as nucleosome assembly protein 1-like 1-B. Bases 65 to 1339 code for a protein of 424 amino acids. Gene Ontology annotation, cellular component: chromatin; nucleus. The transcript has 18 exons. The record is from RefSeq and is a predicted model, not a curated record. Gene Ontology annotation, molecular function: histone binding; chromatin binding. Lineage: Eukaryota; Metazoa; Mollusca; Bivalvia; Mytilida; Mytilidae. Gene Ontology annotation, biological process: nucleosome assembly.